UAGCAUGCCAGGGCGCGACAUCUCAUCCCUUAAUCCUGGUCAGGAGGAGGUACUUUGAUCUCCUCUGACUCGCCGGUUUGCAUCUGCUGGGAUCCGGCUUGGCACCGAUCUUCGCGGGGCGUGCUGCAUGAAGCCUGUCUAGACCUGAUGAGGGCAACGAACUCGCUACACAAAUCGCAACUUAAAUUCUCCUACACCACAGCCUUUGUUGUACAGGCUUGUCAGUCCCUUUCCGGCUUUCGAAGGCCUCUGCAGCGCCAGAUAGCACAGACUGUGCUUCUCCCAAGGUCAACAAGUACGCAUUUUGGCGUCGGCCCCUAUUCUCAGGAAAAGGCCCCUCAAGUGACACCAAGCAAAGGACCUUCUUCAAAGACAGGCGUGAUCCCGAGACAGGUUCUUUGUCCUGGCGAUUCCGCAGAAAAAGCCCCCGGAAGAACAACAAACCUCUACAGAUAGGUGGCUUACGUUUUUGGACAUCAAGUUUUGGACUUUCGUCUCCAGAGGAACAAUCUUGGCUGCACAACCCCGUCUCUCCCUCAGGCAGCAGUUCAAGAUCUUUACUGCGAUCAUUUGCUCUCUGGUCGAAUCAAUCAUCGAGCUCGGUUGCCGACGAAAAGCUCUGGAGUGGUGGACACCAUCACGCCCUCACUGACGAUCUUCAGCAUCCCAGAUUUGGUUCAGCAAACCCUGCUUAUCCGGCGAACUCUGCCAGCAAAUCCCCCAAGGCCAGUCGGUUGCCACGGUAUGUGCCUAUUGUAAUCCCCGACUUUGCACAACCCUUCGCGAGAGAACUCCGCACGUGCGCAUCGGAGUCGGAUAUUAAUAGCCAUCGAUACUCGACCGCUUCGACUAUAAAAGCAUUGACGUACGAGGCAGCUCACUCAUCAAAUUUAUCGAAUGUAGUUGGCGCACCGAGGACUGCAACGGGCUCAGAGGACAAGAAGGACAACUCGAGCCUGGUUGCACGACAAGAAAAUUUCACGAUGAACAACAGUCAAGUCAGCCUUACGGCCUCGGAUGUCAGUAUGGAGGCACCCACCGGCUCUGCCUCGGCCACAAACGGAGCGGGAAACAUUGGAACCGCACCAGGAGUCUCUCAACAGGGGACCGCGCCGACAAAUCUAUCUGGACUGGUGUGUAAUGUACACAGAACCACGGGGCAAGAACCACAUGCUCUUGUCGGGGCCACGACCACUAUUCUGGGCGACAAACUGUACGUUUUCGGAGGCAGGAUACAUUCUAGAACGAAACCACAAUUGACCUCGGACCUCUAUGAGCUGGAUUUGAUUCACCGACACUGGAAAAAGAUUGAAGCUGUCGGUGACAUCCCUCCACCACGAUACUUCCACAGUGUAUGCGCACUGGGCGAUGCGAAACUGGUCUGCUAUGGCGGCAUGUCUCCAGCAACUCACAAAAACGCGGCAAACUCGCAGGGUGGGAAGGGCGGAGUUGAACCACAGCCCGAAGUGGUCGUCAUGUCGGACAUCCAUAUCUUUGACGUCCCGACACGGAAAUGGACGCUGAUCUCGACAUCAGAAAACCCUCAAGGGCGGUACGCACACUGCGCAGCCGUCUUGCCGUCGUCGGCGGUCUUCACGUCGGCGAACGCGCCAUUGUCUGCCAUCCAACACAACCCGUCCUCAUCGGACCCCCAUUCGGGCACUCUGGGCGUACAGCUCGACGGGAGCGGAGGCGCAGAGAUGAUCGUCGUAGGAGGCCAGGACAGCAGCAACAACUACAUCGAGCAGAUCAGCGUGUUCAACCUGCGAAGCCUCAAGUGGACCAACACCACCUCGUGGGAUCGCAAGUGCGGAGCGUAUAAGAGCAUGGUGGCGCCCAUGACGGGGCUGUCUGCAGAACUAGUGGGAAGAGGAGUUCCCCUCAACGACCCAGAGGCUCUGAAGAUGACCAGAAGGCCCGGCACCUCGAUGCUGAUUUAUUCCAAUUACAACUUCCUCGAUGUGAAGCUGGAACUGCAGAUCCGGCUACCGGAUGGCUCGCUAGUCGAGAAGCCGAUGAGCGGCACCGUGUCGCCGCCCGGACUACGGUUCCCCAACGGCGGCAUCAUCGACGGUCAUUUCGUGGUCAGCGGCACCUACCUGACGUCCUCCAAGCACGAGUACGCACUGUGGGCACUUGACCUCAAGACACUGACGUGGGCGAGAAUCGACACCAACGGAUCCAUCUUCUCGCAAGGGAGCUGGAAUCGAGGAAUCCUGUGGAACCGACGAAACACGUUCGUCAUCCUGGGCCACCGCAAGCGCAGCUUGGUGGACGACUACAACCACCGGCGCAUCAACUUCAACCACGUGUGCAUGGUCGAGCUCGAGGCGUUUGGUCUGUACGACAACCCGCGAACGGAAACACCCACGUCGUCGUACGUCUCGGUCUCUUCCCCAGUCGUGCCCACCUCGUUGCGGUCCAGCUUGCCCACACAUCUGGCCGGUGGACGACCAUACAACAUCAAGGCCGAACAGUUGGGCCAAGCAGCACUGGGCUUGAGCGAGCUCUCAGACAUGGAGAUUGUGGCGCUGGGGGGCGAGAAGAUUCCCUGUAAUUCAUUCAUCCUUUCCCGACGAUGGGGACCGUUCUUCAACCAACUCCUGGCCGAGUCCGCGACCACGAACGAAACCGUGAGCGCGUCGGACGGCGCGACCUUGCGACCCGGCGGUGAACGGUCACAGGCGAGCCGCAACUCGUCACUGACCAUCACCCCCAGUGCGGCCAACGGGUUCGCCGGGACGCCGGGUUCUUCUAUCGCGGGAUCUGCUAUCAAUACCACGACGACGAUGGGAGGGUCUGGGCCGGGGUCCGAUCCCAUCCUCGACCCUCAGCGCUCACUCAGUCGAUCGACGACCCGGACGCUGGUCGAACUGCCCAACCCCACGUCGGUGCCGGCGUCGAACCGGCCACGGUCACUCUACCUGCCGCACAUGGCGCAGACGAUCCACCUGCUGCUGCACUUCCUGUACACGUCGUCCCUGCCGCCGGUGGGUUACCCCCUCUGCACGCCCCACACGCUCUGCUCGCUCCUCCAGAUGGCGCGCCCUUACCAGAUCGACGGCCUGCUCGAGGCCACGGUCGAACGGCUCCACGAGGCCCUGGACGGGCGCAACUCGGCCGCCGUCUUCAACGCCGCGGCCAUGGCGGCGGGCGGCGGCCGCGGGCUCGUCGGCGCCGUGGGUGGGGGGUCGUUGUCGUCGGGCAUGACGGGACGACGGGAGAGCGAAGCCACCGCCGUCGGUGAGCAGACGACCGCCGCGUCGUUGGCCGGCAAGACCGCGGGCCUGAAAUUGACGACCAGCUACGAGGAGCCCAGAAGAAGGAAAGGUCACGGCAAGAGCAGUUCAACAGACACGGCGUCCACCUCGACCUCGACCGACGUCUCGCACACGGACCCGGAGAUGUCCCCGCUCGACGACCCCGACGUGGGCGGCGGCGACCGAGGGGAGCGAGCCAGUCGGGGCCAGCAGGGUGACAGGGAGAUUCGAGAAAUGUGGACGGGAGACGUGAGCUCGGUGAUUGGGUUGCAGAAACGUGGGUUGAGAGGGUUGAUGGAGGGACGUAGGUUGAGGGAACGGGCCAACACGGGAGCGACGGGUGUAGAUGGGAUGUGAUUUUGAAUAUUGAGGUACACAUCCCCUACCAUCCAGGACAUCUACUUGUAGGUACCUACGGGGGACAUACCAACAUGCCAGACUUGUGUUGUUUGGUAUAUUGAUCUGGCCACUAAAUUUGUAAGUAGUACCAGUUUACUCGGGGCGAGGUUGAUACGGCAUACAUCACCAGGUGUUUAUGGAGUAUGUUAAAUUAACGGAGAGAUGAGAUAGUAAAUAGAUACAGUACAG
This is a messenger RNA of Exophiala oligosperma, 3848 nucleotides long. RefSeq lists its product as uncharacterized. The transcript has 2 exons. The record is from RefSeq and is a predicted model, not a curated record. Gene Ontology annotation, biological process: cell redox homeostasis. Gene Ontology annotation, molecular function: protein binding. NCBI's taxonomy places the organism in Eukaryota, Fungi, Ascomycota, Eurotiomycetes, Chaetothyriales, Herpotrichiellaceae. Gene Ontology annotation, cellular component: mitochondrion; cytosol. The coding region runs from base 984 to 3617 and encodes 877 amino acids.